This is a messenger RNA of Hemiscyllium ocellatum (epaulette shark), 1677 nucleotides long. It is a transcript of the gene cpne7, whose product is annotated as copine VII. The transcript is spliced from 15 exons. The record is from RefSeq and is a predicted model, not a curated record. Gene Ontology annotation, molecular function: calcium-dependent phospholipid binding. Gene Ontology annotation, cellular component: plasma membrane. Gene Ontology annotation, biological process: cellular response to calcium ion. Bases 1 to 1677 code for a protein of 558 amino acids. Lineage: Eukaryota; Metazoa; Chordata; Chondrichthyes; Orectolobiformes; Hemiscylliidae.
AUGACUGAGCUCACAGGCAGGGUGUCUCCAGGUCCAUUGGGUGUUGUCACUGCUCCCUGUGUAUCCAAGGUGGAGCUACGUGUUUCCUGCAAAGCUUUGCUGGACAGAGAUACUCUCAAUAAAUCUGACCCAUCUGUGGUACUUAUGAUGCAGUCUCAGGGACAUUGGGUAGAGGUUGACCGGACUGAAGUCAUAAAGAGUAACCUGCAUCCAGUCUUUUCCAAAGUUUUCAAUGUGGAUUAUUAUUUUGAGGAGGUUCAGAAGCUUCGAUUUGAAGUAUAUGAUAUCCAUGGCCACUGCAGUAUUGGUACUCGUGAUGAUGACUUUCUGGGUGGUAUAGAGUGCACUCUGGGACAGAUCGUGGCUCAGAAGAAAAUUACAAAGCCUUUGUUUUUAAGAUAUGGAAAGUAUGCUGGAAGGUCUACAAUUACAGUUAUUGCAGAAGAAAUAAGUGGAAACAAUGGCUAUGUUGAAUUGGCCUUCUGUGCCAAGAAACUGGAUGAUAAGGAUCUUUUCAGCAAAUCAGAUCCUUUCUUGGAGAUAUACAGGAUGAAUGAUGAUGAAUCUGAGCAACUUGUCUACAGGACAGAGGUUAUCAAGAACAACUUGAAUCCUGUGUGGGAACCCUUUAAAGUUUCCUUGAGCUCACUCUGUAGUUGUGAUGAAAAGAGACAGCUAAAGUGUUUAGUCUGGGAUUAUGACACUCGUGGAAAGCAUGAUUAUAUUGGAGAGUUUUAUACAACAUUUGAGCAAAUGCGGAAAGCAAUGGGAGAAAACAAGAUCCAUUGGGACUGUGUUAAUCCAAAAUAUAAGGCAAAAAAGAAGCAUUAUAAGAACUCUGGAACUGUCAUACUGAAAGAUUGUAAGUUGCACAGGAUUUAUUCCUUUUUAGAUUACAUAAUGGGAGGAUGUCAGAUUCACUUUACGGUAGCCAUUGACUUCACAGCUUCGAAUGGAGACCCACGAAACAGCUGUUCCUUGCAUUACAUCAAUCCCUACCAGCCCAAUGAGUAUUUGAAGGCACUAAUCUCUGUCGGUGAAAUCUGUCAAGACUACGACAGUGAUAAGAAGUUUUCUGCCUUAGGAUUUGGAGCAAGAAUUCCCCCCAACUAUGUGGUUUCUCAUAAUUUUGCAAUUAACUUCAAUUCAGAAAAUGACGAAUGUGAAGGAAUACAGGGAGUUGUUGAAUCAUAUCAGAGCUGUCUACCCAAAAUUCAGCUCUAUGGCCCAACCAAUGUGUCACCUAUUAUAGGGAAAGUGGCUAAAGUGGCUGCCGAGGAGGAGAAAACAAAAGAAGCAUCUCAAUACUUUAUCCUGCUGAUUCUAACAGAUGGUGUUGUCACUGACAUGGCAGAUACAAGGGAGGCAAUAGUCCGAGCAUCAUACCUGCCAAUGUCCAUCAUCAUUGUUGGUGUCGGCAAUGCAGAUUUUACAGAUAUGCAAAUACUGGAUGGUGACGAUGGGGUUUUACGAUCUCCAAAAGGGGAACCUGUGUUACGAGAUAUUGUUCAGUUUGUCCCCUUCCGUGAAUUUAAAAAUGCCUCUCCAGCAGCUUUGGCUAAAUGUGUCUUAGCAGAAGUUCCAAAGCAAGUUGUGGAAUAUUACAGUUACAAGGCUAUUGCCCCAAAAUGCCCAGCUCUGGACUCCCCUGAGUCAGCGUGCACAACACCCGAAUAA